GAGGAGGAGCCUGUAUGGUGUAGGACUCCAGACAAAGGAGACAUAAACACGCUGACACUGGAUCAGUGCAGCAGGAAGAGAGGUGGACGGCUGGAAAGCUUUUAUUUUUGUGCAAAGACCACCAUCUUCAAGCCCCGGGCUGAUCCGGCUGUGACUUGGAAAGUUUUUGUGAGGGGGGGAUUUGUUUUGUCAGCCGUAUGGGCCCGUCUGUGAGCUGAGAUGGUUGUGUCGGGGCUGGGGUUGACUUAUGCUGCCCUCAGUGUGGAGAAGUGUGUGUGUUAGUGUGUUUGGGGAUGGAAAAGUGGGGCUGGCACGACAAACACCUCUGCUCUUAGCUUUACGCCAUGGGGGGUUGCCAUAGUUACCCCUCAGCCACAAAGGCAGACAGCAAGACUCAGCCUUCUGACAUCAGCGCGGAGAAACUGGGAAUCAAUAACAAUAAUCAGGAGCAGCGAGCAUACCUGCAGCAGCAGUAUGUGUGCCAGCGCAUCACGCACACCGACGUGUUCACGCUCGCAGCCCUGCCGCCUGGCGUCGACCAGGCCGAGUGGCUCGCCAGCAACACUGUGGCUUUUUUCAAGCAUAUAAACCUGUUCUCCAGCGCGUUGUCGGAGUUCUGCACGCCCAGCACCUGUCCGACCGCCUGUGGACCAGGCAACACGGUUUACUUCUGGACCGACGACCACGGCAGGAAGCUGAAGUGCUCCGCCCCUCUUUACUUUGACUACGCCAUGUCCUACAUUCAGGACUUACUGACUGAUGAAAAUGUGUUCCCUACAAAAGCAGGUGUUGUGUUUCCCACAGGCUUCAUCUUUCUGGUCCAGAAGGUCUAUUUGCUCCUAUUUAGGACUCUUGCUCACAUUUACUGGUCUCACUACAGGGAAGCACUUGCGAUGGGCCUGCACCCACACCUUAACACACUCUUCACACAUCUCACACUCUUCUGCCGACAGCACGCCCUGCUGGAGCCUGAAGACAUCCAGCCUCUGCAAGACCUCAUCGCGGCUCUAGGGCAGUAAGAGUGAACCUCCAAUUCAAUCACAAGUUCUAAAAACUCACAUUUUAUCAUUUUAAUUGUAUUUAUUUGUUGCAGUUUGUGGUUUGCUGCCACUCGGAAUCAAACUGUAAUCCCACAGUAUGCUUUUUUUUUUUUUUUCAUUUUAAAGUGAAGUGUGAAACUUUUAACAGUGCAAGAAAAAAGGACAAGAGCAUUUGGUUCCUGUUGUGUGAAUCGAUGUUUCGUUACUGUAUGUAUCAUUUAUAUCAAUGAUUAUAUUGCAUGUUUAUGUUUUGAACAUAAUGGUGCAGUUUUAUUUUGAGAAGGUCAAUAUUAACUUGACUAAUAAAAAAUAAUAAUAAUGUUACCUAUGUCUUUCUGAGGUCCACUUGGCCAAACGGUUAGUGCCAUCGAUGUAUCCUGAAGAUCUCUGAAAUCCUGUAUUCCUGUAUGUGUUGAUGCAAAUACUGUAUAAUCACACUCGUAAGGACAUGCAUCUUUUUGUAUAUGUAUUCUUUAAUAAAUAUUUGCAACAUUUUGUAU
Cololabis saira (Pacific saury) is the source of this 1540-nucleotide messenger RNA. Its product is annotated as MOB kinase activator 2. Gene Ontology annotation, biological process: positive regulation of protein phosphorylation; signal transduction. Gene Ontology annotation, cellular component: nucleus; cytoplasm. The transcript has 5 exons. The record is from RefSeq and is a predicted model, not a curated record. Bases 345 to 1019 code for a protein of 224 amino acids. Gene Ontology annotation, molecular function: protein kinase activator activity. NCBI's taxonomy places the organism in Eukaryota, Metazoa, Chordata, Actinopteri, Beloniformes, Belonidae.